Prorocentrum cordatum is the source of this 1659-nucleotide messenger RNA. The record is from the annotation of a GenBank genome assembly. NCBI's taxonomy places the organism in Eukaryota, Dinophyceae, Prorocentrales, Prorocentraceae.
CCCGCAGGGUUGGGCCCAGGAGACAGCGCGCGGCCGGAGGCCGGAGCCUGGGAUGCGGCUGGCGCAGGUGUUCGCGCUCGCGGGGGCGCUGCACCUCGACGGCACCUUCGAGGCCGCGGCGCCGCGGCCCGCCGCGGAGGACCUGCGCGAGGCGGCGGAGGUGCUGGACGGUGCGACGUGCCACGAGCAGGAGGAUCGGGGCGGCCAGCACAGCAACGCCACUGCGUGCCCCGCCUGGAGGAGCAGCUCCGCGAGCGCGGCCAGCCGUGCGCCCGGACGGGCUCGGCGGGCGCCGCCAGGGCCCCCCCAGAGGAGCGCGCGCUUUGCAGGGCGGCGCGGCGGCGCGCGGCAGCCCGAGGCGCGGCAGGCACGGGCCCGUGGCGCUGGAGGCGGAGGGCGUGCGCCCCCGCCGCCCUGCGCGACCUGGCCGACGGCGCAAUGCAGCGCGCCGAGCUCGGGGGCCAGCUGAGUGCGCUGCAGCAGAGGCUCGGCCACGAGGUGAGGCCCCUGCAGGAGGUGCUGUUUAUGUACGACGAGGCCCGGGACGCCGCGCUGCAGGCUUCCUGCAUGAAGGCGCACGGGUUCGUGCUGCUGACGGCCUUCCUGCGCAUGCAGGCGCUAUUGAUGGUGGUGGGUCUCGUGCGCGACCUGGUGGACUGCGUCGCCCUCGCCGCCCGCAGGUGCUCGGCGAGGCUCAUGAGGCCGGUGCUCGAGCUGCUCGGGUGCAUGGCCGCCGCGUUGUUCGGCCUUUGCCGCGUGUGCCGCGGCGUGCUCUCCAGCACCGGGGGGCCAGCCACUGGUCAGCAGUGCCUGGUCAGCUCCAGGGAGCAGGACGCGUGGCAGGGCUCGACGGUUUGGGGGCCGUCCACGGCUGCCGUGAGGCGGCGCACGCGAGCGCAUCUGGAGGCGCUGGCCGAUGCGGCAGAGAGCUCCCCGGCGGCGCUCGCAGCCAUUGGACUGAGCUCCGAGGACGUCCGCAGGCACGCAGCAGAGCUCCAGCACAUCCAGGAGAACUGCACGCCCAUGCGGACUCCUGGCUCGAGGCCAUCGUGGUGGCUGGCGGGUGAGGGCAACGUGGGCGGUGCUGCCGAGGCGGAGGAGGAGGUGCUCGCCGCUGCGCGUCGGGCUGGGCCAGCCGAGAUGUUGAUGGCUUGUGCCAUCGUGCUCUCGCUGCCCAGCACCGUGCUCAUCGUCGAGGUCGCGACGGGCUCCUUCGACGUGGCCUGUGCUUGCGGUGUCGUUGGAGUCAGUUGCGCCGCGUGGGCAGGGCUGUUCGACGAGGGGGAGCACAUGUGCAAUGCGUCCGUCCUCGCAGUGCUGUCCUGGGCGUGCACGGUGCUCGGCGCGGCGGCUUGCCUCAUGGACGCUGGCUCCGUCGUGGCCUCCGCCGCCCUCCUCGCCACGCUGCGGCUCCGGGCGGUCGGCGCUCGCGGCACGCGCUGCCCCCUGGCGAUGGAGAGUACGUGCUCGGCCACAUGGUCGGGGGGGUCAUCCAGGCCUUCCAGCGCAGCCCGGCCGAGUUCCCCGACGAGCGGGGCCGGGCUCUGGCGGUGGCGGGCUGCGCCCUCGGCGCCUGCGCCGCGCAUGCCCUGCGCCCCGCCGGCCAGGGCUCGCCGGGCGCCGCGGCGUGGUGCGCCUCUGGGGCGGCGCUGGUGGUGA